UAUAAUUUAUUAAUUGUUUAUUUCACAAAUUAGAUGGAGCGGUGUUCAAGCUGCAUCUGAACAGUCAGGGAACAUGUUGCUCAUAUAUCGAUGGACAUUUGAUCGGCUGAGUCGGUCUCAGGUUAAAUAUUAACCAAAUGUUCUAUAAUUUUAUUUUUUGUUGACUACUGACGUUUGUUUUUUGAAUAGAUUAAUUGGACACCAUACACGCCCGACAUUAUGGCAUCGCUUCCUGUUAGAUGUCAGAGUGGUCAAGCGGUUUGGACUUACGUGGGUCCAUUGAUUUGUUUCCAUCUGGUCGAGAAACAUCAACCAGAUCGCGUAUUGCGACAGUUUAAUAUGUUGCAAACGCCACCAGCGAUUAGCUACACAGAUCAGAGGUUGCAUCAAAUAGAUUUAAGGGGUAAACAUGAUCAAGAUUGGCGUCGGAUUCAUGCGGAACAUAUCGGAGUGUGGAAUUCGCGAUAUGAUUUUCGGGUUGAAGCACCUACUACAAGCGAACCGACGGUAUCAGAGAACUAUUUUGUUUGGUAUAGGUCGAUUACCAGACGCUUUAUCACCCAAGAGGGAGCUUUCUAUCAUUGCAUGUAUGAUUUUGUUGACGAAGUACAAACUUUCUCCGUGGAACACGAUAUAGAAGCUUUAGGGCAAAUAUGUGAUAGAACCACAGAGCGCGUAGAUCACAUUAUUCAACAGACUCGACGACUUACUGUUGCUGACACAGAUCGUAGACGCAUGCGACGUAGACGACGACGGCAAGGCGAUGAUGUCGUAGAGGGUGAUGAGGAUAAUUAAAAGUUUGUAAAUUAAUUUUGAAUUCUUGUUAAUUUCAAUUAAAAAUGUAUAAGACAUUGUUAA
Molecule: messenger RNA, 858 nt
Organism: Cucumis melo (muskmelon)
Lineage: Eukaryota; Viridiplantae; Streptophyta; Magnoliopsida; Cucurbitales; Cucurbitaceae
Product: serine/threonine-protein phosphatase 7 long form homolog
Exons: 2
Coding region: 220-795 (191 amino acids)
Source: RefSeq, a predicted model, not a curated record